Yarrowia lipolytica CLIB122 is the source of this 831-nucleotide messenger RNA. RefSeq lists its product as uncharacterized. NCBI's taxonomy places the organism in Eukaryota, Fungi, Ascomycota, Dipodascomycetes, Dipodascales. The record is from RefSeq and is a predicted model, not a curated record.
AUGUCCUUUGGACGCCUGUUCCGACAGUCACGCAUACCGGCGAUGCACACGUCGGAGAACGUGUCACCACAUGCGCCAACCACACAACUGGUCGGAUCAAUGCGGGGCAAAGGGAAGAAGCUGGAGUAUGGACUCAAGCACAGCCGGAACCCCAAACAGCCGAAAAUGGUGUCUGUGGCCGGCCAGGAUUGGUUAGGACUCGGCACCGACUACCGACCCCAGGACAUGGGCUUUGCACGCGCCCAGGAGCAGUUUUCCACCGCCGGAAUCGCCCUGGAAGGACCUCCCUUAAUACAAACUGCAUCACAGUCCAACCUCAGUUACGCCUUCAUCAAGUGGUGCAACGACCGAGGCGUCAAGCGCAGCGCUCUGGACGGCGAGUAUCUCAUCCAGCUUGCCAAAGAGUACGCUGCAACACAAAAAUUCGGUCCGUGGGACUCAAUAUCCACGAAACCCGUGGCUGGACCGUCCUACUUCCCCAAGGGAUCGCUACACACAUCUCGUAACGGAGUCAUGGCAAAUCCCAUGUUACCAGCACGUAUUGUGGAUGAUCAGCGCACAAAAGCUGCUUGCAUCGGCGUUGUGGCUACCUGUGAAGUGAACGACUCGUCUAUCAAACACCACAGAGACAAGAUUGUGAUGAUGGAGGUCCAGGGGGCCAAGCUGGACAAUGACAAGUUGAUUAUGAAGCUGCAAUCGACGACGAAAAAGGCGAGUGCCAACGUGUGGAAGGACUAUACGGGAUCUCAAAAGCUGCAAAGAAUGCACGCGGAUAGUAACAAACAUUCGCAGCACAGAAAGUACGAAAAGCUGUUUGAUUUGCUGCAGUGA